UUAGCUGAAGUAAUCUCCCUAAUCUCAGGAACUUUUAGUUGAGGAACUCCUGAAUCGGGUUUAUCUGGUUCCUUUCAUUUAUUCGCAGUUUAGAGGGAGGUUUCUCCUCCUUAGGGAUAUUCUUCUCUUCCUUCUGUGGUCAAAACUCUUCUAGUUUCUUUUCUUUCUUAUACUUCUUCAAAGCAUCUUCUUCUAAUUUCUGUUGUCUUUCUUCUGUUUCUUUCUGGAAGAUCUGUUGGAUUUCUUCUUUUUUGUCUUCAUGGCAAAAUUCAAAGGUUUCAGCUCAGUUCAUUUCAAACUUUUCGUAAAAUUCUUGUAGCUGGCUUGGUCUGACAUCCAAAAUAGCUAUGUACUUGUUAUUAUAAGAUCUAUGAGACCUUGUGAUGACAUCGAGCUGUUCGAAUUAUUCUUUAAGUUUUUCAUUAAGUUCUUUGUGAUGUAUAGCUUGGCUCACUUUGUUAACUUUUUGACUAAGCUCAUCCUCCUGGUCAUCGAUAAGGUUGUCCCUCUCGUCGCUCAAUUGAGCGAGAUUGACAUUGAAUUAGUGAUUGAUCUCUCUCAGGGCAUCUUUUCCUUUGUCGUAUUUAGUUGCUAAUUUCUUUAGGAAUUCCAUAAUAUUCCUACAUAUCUCAUUCAUCCCGUCAUCUGUUUCUUUUAAGUAUUUAAAGGUUUUAGCAAAGAUUUCACAAGCUUCAAGCUCUCUUCUUUCUACAUAAGGAGUUGCUUGCUCCUCUAUGAUUUUAUCGUAAGAGGUAUCCUCAUUGAUCUUUGCCUGGUUAGUAUGUAGGAAAUCUCUAAGUUUUCCAGGCAGAGUUCUCAUAUGGCUCUUCGAAUUCUUGAUUGAUGUAAAUAAGUCUUUAGCGAUUACGUCAAAUUCUUUUUGAGCCUCGUCAUUGAUCUACUCAAGAACUCCACUAGUAGUUUAUAUCUUCCUGACAGUGAUUUCGGCUGCUUGGGUAUUAUCUAUUUUCUUGAGCUAGUCCAUUCUUUUAUGAAAGACCUUUACCUGUGUUUCCUUGAGCUUUGCAAUAAGAGAAUUCUUUCUGGAAGAUUAACAAAUUCAGGAGAGUCUAUUCUAUCUUGGAAUGUCUUUAUUGCAUUCUCUUGUUUGAGAAUAUAGAACCUGAAAUUAGAAAGAUAUUUUCUCUUCCUCAACUAGCCUUUCAUAGAAUUGGUAGCUCUCUUCGUGUUCCUUCUGAUAUCAAAGUUUUUCUUUAGCUUUCCAUUCAUCGACCAAGGAAAUCACAUCUGGCUCAAGAAGGAAAGCAUGAUGCGUGAGUUCUGCCUGCAACUUAUCCUAAUAUUUUCCACUAUUUUUAAUUUGAAAAUCUUGGAGUUCCUUAAUCUCAUAAAGAGUAUGCUCAAUAUACUCGUUCCUGGCUGAUUAGUGCGAGUAGAUUUUCUCUCUUGAGCCAUUGACGACAUCUAUUUCUUUUGCCAGUAAGGAUGCAUCAUCAAUUUGGUCAAGGAUCGCUUUGACUUCGUCAUCACUUGCUUCUAUAAAGACUUGCACAUUGCUCUGGAUUAUAUUAGAUUUCUCCUUAAAGUUCUCGUAAAAUUAGUCUACAAAAUUCUGUCAUUCUUUAACUGAGUGGAGGUGGUGCUGCCUUCUGAUAUCUAUUUGGUCAAUGAGCAUUUUCUUCCCUUUCUCGGGGUUAAAAGGUUGGAGGUUGAACCCUAUUCCUUUGACUACACUCUUUUAAGCCCUCUCGAUUACUGUUCCCUUACUCUCUUUUGGCUUUUUAGUUGUCUUAGAUUGCUUAUUUUAAUUCUUCUAGUUGAUUUUUAGCUAUAAAGUUUAAAAUUGGCUGAGAAUUAUGGGUCACUCUCUGAUAUCUUCAUUAAUUCGUGUUGGACAGUUACUCUUUGCUUAGUCAAGCCGAGAGUCAGAUUAGUGGUGGCUUGGAUGCUUCUCUUAACCUCAUCGCUUUGUUGUAGCUGCUUUUACUUUGUUGAUCUAAACGUAUUC
Moneuplotes crassus is the source of this 1969-nucleotide messenger RNA. The record is from the annotation of a GenBank genome assembly. NCBI's taxonomy places the organism in Eukaryota, Ciliophora, Spirotrichea, Euplotida, Euplotidae.